AGAUCAAGGCCGAAGUACGGAAACGAUCUAAUAUCUAGCGAGAAACUCCCUCCCUCGAGAGAAGCCUGUGUGUAUAGAUUAGAUUGAAGAAAAGCAAGGGUAUAAAUACCCUCUUUGUAUAGUCUGUAUCAUCAAUUCCCCAAAUUAAACAGCAUCAAUUCCAAACCCUACUUUUUAUUUUAUUUUAUAUUUUUUAUUUGUAUCUCUCUCCCUCUCCCAUUUCCAAAUUCGGUCGCUUCUGCUUUCAGUAGCUGGUGCCAACUAUGGAUGCUACGAAUAUCAAUAGGGAAGAAUCAAGGAUACAAAUCACGGCAAAUACCAAUGUCAUGAGGAAUGGCCAGAUUAGCCCCCCAAUAUUUCCAUCUGUACCCGCAUUAAAUGGAGCUGCAUCUUAUCUUGCGGAGACUACAUCAUAUUUGACUAGUUGUUUCCCUGGUAAUACUGACACUGCAACUAGAAGUUCUGAUGGGCAGGAAGUGGGGGCAUUCAAAGAAGUAGCAGAGCCUUUGCUGUCUAACAAUGCACCCCCUGUUCACGACGAAAUAUCAAGGGGCUCCGAAAAUCGUUCCCAAACUAAUACUGCAGUUGUGCAAUCUGAUCAGACAAGUCCAAGUGGAGUUUCAAUGUUUCAAGGGCUUAUAGCACGGGUUCGGAAGACAGUUCAUGGAUCAUCAGAUGACAUUGGAUGGCUACAACGUGCUCCAGAUAUGCCUCCUAUUGAAGAUGGGACAGAGCGGUUUAAUAAUAUUCUAAACAAUAUUAGUCAUGGUGUACACGUGUUGCCAAAUUCAAUGGUUUAUCUCUUGGUUCCAGGUCUUUUUAGCAACCAUGGACCACUUUAUUUUACUGCUACAAAGGCAAGUUUCUCAAAAAUGGGCUUAACAUGUCACAUUGCAAAAAUUCAUAGCGAGGCAUCAGUUGAGAAGAAUGCGAGAGAAAUAAAAGAGUGCAUUGAAGAGGUUUAUUGGGGUUCUGAGAAGCGUGUUUUGCUUUUGGGUCAUAGUAAAGGAGGAGUCGAUGCAGCUGCCGCUUUAUCAAUGUAUUGGCCAGAAUUGAGAGACAAAGUUGCUGGUUUGGCUUUAGCACAGAGCCCGUAUGGUGGUAGCCCCAUAGCUUCAGACAUUCUCAGAGAAGGGCAGUUAGGGGACUAUUUUAAUGUCCGCAAACUGAUGGAAAUCUUGAUCUGUAAAGUAAUAAAGGGUGACCUGCAAUCACUUGAGGAUUUGACAUACGAGAAGCGGAAGGAAUUCCUGAAGAAGCACCACCUACCUAAGGAACUCCCAGUCGUCUCCUUUCAUACCGAAGCCAACAUAUCUCCAGCAGUUUUAGCAACACUUUCACGUGUUGCACAUGCUGAGCUUCCGGCUUUUGCUCCUAACUCAUCAGCAACUGUACUGCCUGUAGUGGUUCCUCUCGGAGCCACAUUGGCGGCCUGUGCGCAACUGCUACUAACCAGAUACGGUGAGAAGAGUGAUGGGCUUGUGACAUGUCGGGACGCAGAAGUUCCUGGCUCAGUUGUGGUACACCCAAAGAGGAAAUUAGACCAUGCUUGGAUGGUUUACUCUUCAAUAAAUGAUGACCCUUUGGACCCAGAUGCUUCUCAGGUGUGUGAGGCUCUUCUAACUUUGGUCAUGGAAGUUGGACUCAGGAAGAAGCAUUAUCUUAGUGUUAAAGAGGAGUGAGGAUUACGGGUUAUCCAUGUCACCAUGAUCCGACCUUUUAUUGUAACGAUCACAUGAUAGUAAGAAAUGUUAUACAAUCUGUAUUAAUUUUCUUGUAACGGAAUUACUUGUACAUGAAAUGAUAUGUUGUAAAUAGUUGAUUUUAUUUAUAUUUUUUAAAAAUUAAA
This is a messenger RNA of Erigeron canadensis, 1849 nucleotides long. RefSeq lists its product as uncharacterized. NCBI's taxonomy places the organism in Eukaryota, Viridiplantae, Streptophyta, Magnoliopsida, Asterales, Asteraceae. The record is from RefSeq and is a predicted model, not a curated record. The transcript is spliced from 9 exons. The coding region runs from base 264 to 1682 and encodes 472 amino acids.